Medicago truncatula (barrel medic) is the source of this 1148-nucleotide messenger RNA. RefSeq lists its product as uncharacterized. The record is from RefSeq and is a predicted model, not a curated record. The transcript has a single exon. The coding region runs from base 141 to 713 and encodes 190 amino acids. Lineage: Eukaryota; Viridiplantae; Streptophyta; Magnoliopsida; Fabales; Fabaceae.
UAACAGUUAACACUAUUAUUUAAAUAAACAAAUACAAAGUCCAAAUCUCUAUAUCACAUCUUUUCUCUCUACACAAACUACUUCAAACUCAUUUUACAUUAUUCAUAUUGAAACUAAGUUACCAAAAUUCUCAUUCAAACAUGUUUAGUUCCAAAUCUGAGCAACCACAAAAAACUAUACUCCAAAUCAAGCAAGAUGACAAGUUCUUCUGCAGACUUCUUACAAAAGAAAGUUCCAUAUCCAAUCCUUCUUUUAGAGUAGCUGUUACUGUCCCUUUUGUUUGGGAAUCUCAACCUGGCACACCAAAAUAUACUUUCUCUGAGAAAAAUCUUCCUCCUCUUACUCCUCCACCUUCUUAUUAUUCAUGCAAAAAAACACCAAUUAAGAAAAACUCAAGAUCCAAUAUUUUUCUUGCACUUUUCCCAAAACUAAAUCUUAAGAAAAAUAUUAUGUCUUCAUCAUCUUCAUCACCCUCUAAUUCACCUUCUUCACCUUAUUAUUCUUCUGCUUCAUGUUCUUCCUCAGACUCAUCAUCAUCAUCUUCCAAAGUUGUUACAAGAAGGAGGCGUUUUCUAAGUUAUGGUUCAUCUAUUGAUUUCACAAGAGAAGAAGAUGAAGAUGCUACUUCACCUACUUCAACACUAUGCUUUGGUCUUUCUCGUUCAACUAGCACUAAGGCUCAUAGUGGAUUCCUAGGGUUCUCCAAAAGGUAAGCUUAAUAGUCGAUUCUACCUUGGCCAACUGGCCAAGGGAGUUCUACUAGCUUAGUGCAUGUUUCGUAUCACGGUGAUCAGUAGUUAAACGAAAUUAGUAGCAUUACGAUUUUGUUGAAACUCUAAAAUAUAGUUUUGUCAAAAUCACUGUAGCGUAUCGUGACUCUGUCAAUGUUAUUGUUAAUUUAAACAUGCACUUAAAUAGAGUUUUAUGUGUAAUUAAUCUCUUUGCUCUUCAUGCUUAAAGAGCAAACAAAUUUUCUAGGAGAGUGAGUUUGUUUCUUCUCAAAUAAUUGUUAUGGUUAAUUCUAAGGUGUAUUUUAAUAUCUUAAACAUAUUAUGAUGUUUAAACCAUCAUAAAUAGUUUAUGGAUCUUUGAACUUUGUGCUAAAGUGACUUGAGUACAUUGAAUACAUGGACCUUAAUUUCCAGCAA